CCUACCGGUGCCGCGUGCUCGACUUCGACAGCCCCCCCGAGGUGCAGCUGGAGCGGGAGCUCGGCUUGCACGUGCACUACCUGGACACACCGGUGCUGCAGCCCAGCAAGAUGGCCACCGUGCCGCUGGGAGGGGACCUGGAGCUGCGCUGCACCGCGACCGGCUCUGAGGCCCCCCAGCUGGCCUGGAAGAAGGGGCUGGACCGGCUGGGCCCGGGCCCUGUGCACACGCUGCGCACGGUCUCCUACGGCGAUGCCGGGCCUUACACAUGCGAGGCAGCUGUGCCCAGCGUGCCCGGGCUGCAACGCAAUGAUACGGUCCACAUCGUGGUAGAAGGGCCGCCCAAGAUAGAGGACCCAGAGCCAGUUUUUGGUCGUGAGGGGGACCUUGUCCGUCUGUCGUGCCAGGCUCAGGGGCACCCCCUGCCCCACAUCACCUGGAGCCUGCAUGACGUCACGCCAGAGGACAGCGGCGCUGAGGGCCAUGUGAACAGCACUGUGUGGGUGCAGAUGACGCCUGAGCUCGCCAACGACGGUGUCCGGUGCCACGCUCACAACCGCUAUGGCGAGGCCGAGACCAGCUUCAGCCUCCGCAUCCGGAAGAUCAUGUUCGUGCCCACUGUGCCCACCGCGCACCCCACAGGGGGGCCCUUGGCCGGUCCAGGGGCUGCAGUAGUGGCCGUGGUGGUCUGCGUCCUGGUCCUGCUGCUUGUUGUCGGCUGCUUCUACGGGCUCCAGCGACGCCGGCACCUGCCGUGCAGGGGGGGCGGCGAGAAGCGCUCCCUGACCCCCAGGGCCGGGGGGGUCACAGCACCGGGGGGGGCCACGGAGCUGCGGCCGGAUGGGACAGAGCAGAGUCGGGGGUUGCUGAGCCCAGGGGGGGGGCCUGGCCCCGAGGUGAGUGUGGAUUUGGGGGGCUGUAGGGGGAGCCAUGGGCAGGCUGGACCCCCAGGUCUCCGGCAGGAGUGA
Alligator sinensis (Chinese alligator) is the source of this 968-nucleotide messenger RNA. Its product is annotated as basal cell adhesion molecule-like. Gene Ontology annotation, cellular component: cell-cell junction. Lineage: Eukaryota; Metazoa; Chordata; Crocodylia; Alligatoridae. The coding region runs from base 111 to 968 and encodes 285 amino acids. Gene Ontology annotation, biological process: cell-cell adhesion. The transcript has 9 exons. The record is from RefSeq and is a predicted model, not a curated record. Gene Ontology annotation, molecular function: cell adhesion molecule binding.